Lodderomyces theae is the source of this 1125-nucleotide messenger RNA. RefSeq lists its product as uncharacterized. The transcript has 3 exons. The coding region runs from base 1 to 1125 and encodes 374 amino acids. NCBI's taxonomy places the organism in Eukaryota, Fungi, Ascomycota, Pichiomycetes, Serinales, Debaryomycetaceae. The record is from RefSeq and is a predicted model, not a curated record.
AUGAUGUUUUAUCCAGCUCCAGUCGUCAACAAGGCGCCCGUUGUCCCAAGGAGCGAACCACAAUCCAAUUGCUUUUCAAAGGAUAGAGCUUUUUACAAAGAACCUGUAUUCUAUCCUGAACUCUUUGAAUUGUUACAAGAGCUUAAACAUCAAGCCGAGGAGUUAAUAGCCUAUAUCGAGUAUUUCAACAACAAAUUCAAAAACGGACACAACAAAGGCAACAACAAAGACAACAACGAGAUACACUGGUUCGGCAAUAACGACUUCAACAGCAAAAACUUCCAUGACAUUGUCUACAGCAAUUGGCACUUGAACGAAGAGUACAUGAACAAUGAGGAGAAAACCAUUUGGAACGUAUACAACUAUUGUACUUUUAAUCAAGAGUGUCCAGUGGGGGAGGGGGGGGGAAACAAACCAGGAGACGAAGCUCCAAAGAUUACGAAAAGACGAAUUUUCCUGGGAUUUCUCUCCAUUUACAGAGGCGUGGAUGCACCGCUAUUUCAUGAACCAAGACCACCAAUGCCCCAUUUUGUAUCAAUUGUGAGAGAUGCAGAGAAAUUGGCGCGUGUUAAAAUUGAAGCAGGAAGAAUUGUUUAUUCAGUACAUUGUCAUGUAUGUGACGUCCAAGUAGGGGAAUUUCCAUUUUUGGAACCAAGAAUAGGUGCACUGAAGUUUCAUUCAAUCAAUCACAAUCUGCGCGACGUUGAAGCAGCGCAGCGUCCAUCUUUUGAACCAAAAAGAGCUGCACAGAAAGUUUACUCAGUAUACCACAAUGUGGAACCAGCCAGUGUUUCGGAAUCAGCAGCUUCUUCUUUUUCUUCUGGAAAUAGUGGCUUUUGUGGCGGAAGCCACAAAGACAAUCAAGCGCCAAAAGACGAACCCCAUCAAGAAACCACAAACGCAGCAGAGGCAAGUGAGGCUGUGACCAAGGUUUCUAAACCAAAGAAGAGACGCAGACGAGGUGGUAGAGGACCAGAAUUACCAUCAACUUGCAAUGAAGAAGAAGAAGAAGAAGAAGAAGAAGAAGAAGAAGAUGGUGAUGUCGUUGACCAAGUAGAGAAAGCAAGGAGACAGGUUACGAAUGAACGUGUUCACGACUUAUCGUUUGUGGAUUAUCCAGAUUGA